Molecule: messenger RNA, 484 nt
Organism: Macroventuria anomochaeta
Lineage: Eukaryota; Fungi; Ascomycota; Dothideomycetes; Pleosporales; Didymellaceae
Exons: 1
Coding region: 30-362 (110 amino acids)
Source: RefSeq, a predicted model, not a curated record
CCCGGCUCCCUCAAGAUCCAAAAACCACGAUGGAGCAGGUUCCCAAUCCCCGCAGCCGUGACCUGCUCCAGACUGCAUCGGAUGCCUCUACGGUGCCUUCAUCGUCCUCAGAGUCGCAAUGGUCAGCAUCUUCCGAGGGCUCACGUCCAACCCAGACAACGGUGAAUGCAUCCACGGUGCCUUCUGAAUCACCACGAUCACAAUGUUUGAGAUCCCCAGAUGAUCCCUUCACAAUCUCUCCAAAGACGCCAGUAUCAAAAGUCGCAGAAAUGCGCGCAAGCAUGCGUGCAAUCCAGCAAUCCAGCAAGCAUCUCAAGCUGCUCUGCAUCCCCCUUCGACGUCGCCAAACCCCGAGCACAUAACGUCUUUGAGAUUAUCGCGCCCGCCCAAGUGCUCUUGACCAUGGUGGAGAGUCGGUUCGAGUAGCCCCAGCAGCGCGAUCACUCCCGUCGAUGUCCGGUCAGGAAACGGAUGUAGGCGCCAG